This is a messenger RNA of Neodiprion virginianus, 2919 nucleotides long. Its product is annotated as E3 ubiquitin-protein ligase MARCHF3-like. The transcript is spliced from 5 exons. NCBI's taxonomy places the organism in Eukaryota, Metazoa, Arthropoda, Insecta, Hymenoptera, Diprionidae. Gene Ontology annotation, biological process: protein ubiquitination. Gene Ontology annotation, molecular function: zinc ion binding; ubiquitin-protein transferase activity. The coding region runs from base 343 to 1152 and encodes 269 amino acids. The record is from RefSeq and is a predicted model, not a curated record.
UGUUCUGCGGGUUGCAGCAUAUCAGGCUCCUGCUUCGCUAUCACAAAAGCUUUAUCCGUGUUUACUGAUUGUGAAACAUCGAAGGAGACCUAUUAGCUGAGAAAUGGUACAUGUUACAUGGAACACAAUAGAAAUUUCGUGUCGGACUAAUAGCCGAACAAUGGAAGAGUUGAAUAGCAACGAAAUGAGAAUUUGUAUACAUGUGAUUGCUGUCACGAGGUAUGUACAUACACACUCGGCAGCAGUUGACGGAAUACCGUUGAUUGGCUCCUUAGUGUGAUCAAAGUGAUAACAAGAUGUGCUGUAACAUGGUAAAGAUUUGAUAGUAAUACCGAAUGCUCGAUGGAGGUCUGUGGCAGUAAAACCGACUGCAGUGACGUAUUCGAAGAGACGACGUCCGUUGUCUUCUCAUCGCCGUCGUCGUGUGGUUCUUACAAGCGAACGAUGUCGUCCGAUAAGCAAAAUACAACUUCGACGUAUUGUAGAAUAUGUCACGAAGGAGAUGACAGCUUAGAGGAGUUGGUGGAUCCUUGCAAGUGUAGCGGUUCUGUCGGACUGGUUCACGCUAGCUGUUUAGAGAAAUGGUUGUCAACGUCUAACACCGAUCGUUGUGAAAUCUGUAAAUACGUAUUCACAAUUGAAAAAAAGAAGAAACCAAUUUCCGAGUCAGCCUGCCAAUGGUGGCGAAGCAAAAGUAUCAAUGGGCCGCGAGGGAUCGGCGGAGAUGCAGUUUGUUUUGCUGUACUGACACCCUUGUGUUUUAUCGCCACAUAUUUAUGCGCGAUCGGUGCAUCCGCAUAUUCUCGUCUUGGAUACUGGGAAGGAACUGGUUUAGCGAUUUUGUGCUCGUUACUCGUCAUGACUUACUGCCUUUGGCUGGCCAUCACUAUCAGGUACCAUUACAAAAUAUGGCGACGUUGGCGAAGGCAGAAUCAAGACGUGGUACUUUUGGUGAAGCAUAAAAUCAAUUCGCCGGACCGCAACAAUAUCGCGCAAUCCGCUCUUGGGCAGAAAUCACCACGUCACAGACAGGAUAGAAAUAACGAUAGAGGGAUGCCGGAAAGACCGAUGCCUAGAUUCAUUUUCAACGUUCCAUUCAAUCACAAUGAUGAUCCUAUGUUUACCCUGCAUCAACAAACGAGCUUAGUUUGAUAAUAUAAUUUGAAUGCUGGUUUGCAGAUUAUAUACACGGAGAAAAUAUCGUUGAAGAAGUAAGAAAGACUGCCCGGUCUGAAAUCGAAAAAAGUAGAAGAGACAUUUUUUCCAAAGAUUUGAUAAUGAAAAAAAACAAACAAAAAAAAAAAAUUCAGUAAUAAUCGAGUGCAGGCUCGAUCAGCAUGCUCUAGUCUUCCUUAACAGCCCGUGAAAUCAGACAUCGUACCCGCAUGAUAAAGCCUAUGGUAUGUAUUGUUAUUACCAGAGUCAAAUUGAAAGUACGUAUGUAAUAUACAAUACCUAUAUAUUAUGUUAUGCUAAUUUUUUAUCGCGAGUUUCGUGAAAAAUUAGUACAAGACGAUUGAUGUUGUGAUAUAUAUAGUACCGGUGAAUGAACAAUAGACACUUGAGAAUGAUCCGUGAUGAUAAUGAAUAAAAAUAAAUGAAGGCACUACAAUUGAUAAUUCGAGCGACGAUGUACUGAUAACAUUUCUGAUCUAGCAGAUACCUCUAUAUCGUAAUAUCUAUGUUUUAGAAAUCUUUUACUGAUUAAUAACGAAGUAAAACUUAGAAACGGGGUGAAGCAUGCCAAGUUUGCACAAUUAAAUUGGUCAAAGUUUCAAACAAAGUAUUGUAUUUACCUGCAGGGUAUACCAUAGCAGCACAUUCGUUGUAUAAUAAGUAUAACCGACUUGGCAUUCCUUUCUUCGGUCUAAAAGUAACUUGAUGAAUCGAAUGAUCGUGCGAUGAAUUUCUUAUUGCUACACUGUUUCUUUUUUUCUACUGUUUAUGUUAGCUAACUUAUACCUUCUACAUAUAGUGCACCCCAAUCGAAGAUCGGUACUACCUACUAUGUAUAUUAUAGAAUGUAAAGAGAGUAGUGAAAGUUAUCGAAAAAAAUCUGUACAGAGAUAUUUUCUUCUCCGCGGUAAGAUCAAAACUAAAAAACUUUUACAACUAAUGAGUUAGAUAAAAGUUUCAACCAAUCUUAUCGAGGUUUCGGAUAAGUGUAGAGAAAAGACAAUAAAUUCUAUCGGAGUAUGCUGAAAACUUGUCGGAAAUGUUGGUGAAGUUUCAAUUUCGUUGAGAUUUCGUAAUCAAAAAUUUGAAGUCAAUCAGAAAAUGUGUCGCAAAAUUUCAGUGAACAUCACGCACUCGCUAAACUGGACUGUUUUUUUAAAAGCCUCUGAAUAUUUUUGACAAACUUGUAAAUGUGAUGAAGUUUUUAUUCUAAAAUUCAGAAGCCGCAGACUUUUGAAUAAAUUAUUCGUAAAAUGUAUUCACCAGCUCUGCAAUCGUGACUAUAUGCGCGCUAAUAGUUCCGACGAAAAAAAAUCGUGUAUAUUCAAAGACGGGAUGGUUAUAUGAUGGGUGAAUUAAUUUUACGGCAGAUAAUUGUCUCGUAUCAAGUUAAAACGUGCAUGCACAUUUACAUACGAUACGCAUAUUCUUUAUGUAUGAGCAAAGAGUAGCGGAAACGUCUUUACGGAUUCACCAAACUUAGUAUCACAGGCAAUAAAUUAUUUCAUAAUCUCGUUAGUCCCAGGAAAUAUGGGUCGAUAAUACACCAUUUGUAUAUACAUACUAUACGUACAGGUUAAAGAACACGAAUUCCGAUCAAAUCAUGAACUAACAAAACCGUGUAUACCGCGUAAGGAUAACAAACAAUUAUUAUUCAUUUUCUUGCAGCUGCAACAUCCAUUUGUUCAAAGGUACUUAACUACUUUCAUUUUUUACCAUAAACGAAAAAUUUAUAGGUGAAAA